CUGAGCUCGCGCCAUUCGCAACCGUGAAGUGGUUACCGCCAUUUGCUAGUGAUUGUUCGCUGGAAAUGGCAAAUUUGACAGUGAAUAAAGACACCUUUUACCGGCGAAUACGACGUCUUUACGCAGCAUGGAAGAAACCUGACGAGAAUCAUGCCUCAUUUGGUAAAAUGGAUGCACUUGUUUCUGCUGUUGGAGUUGAUGAAGAGAUUGUGUACAGCAAGUCCACAGCUAUACAGACAUGGCUGUUUGGGUAUGAGCUGACUGACACCAUCAUGGUGCUUUGCGAGUCUGCCAUAUGCUUUCUGGCCAGCAAGAAAAAAGUUGAGUUUCUCAAGCAGUUGGAGUCUGGCAAAGAGAAUGAGGCUCAAGCACCACCUAUAACCCUUCUUGUUCGGGAUAAGGCUGACAAAGACAAGGCCAACUUUGAAAAGCUAAUCGAAGCUAUCAAGAAAAGCCGUAAUGGCAAGGUGGUUGGUGAAUUCAGCAAAGACAAAUUUCCUGGCGAGUUUAUGGAUGCCUGGCGGUCUGCCAUUGCACCUGAAAAAUUUGACUUGGUGGAUGUCAGUGCAGCAGUGGCUUAUGUGAUGGCACCCAAGGAGGAGCAGGAAAUAGCCCUUACAAAGAAGGCCUGCCAAGUCACUGUGGAUGUGUAUGCCAAGUAUCUGCGGGACCAGAUCAUGGAGAUAAUUGAUGCUGAUAAGAAAGUAAAGCAUUGCAAGCUUGCUGAGGGUGUGGAUCAGGCUUUCCAGGAUAAAAAGUAUCUAGGUGGUGUAGAUCCAUCUCAAGUGGACUCCUGUUAUCCAGCCAUCAUUCAGUCCGGUGGCAACUACAACCUCAAGUUCAGCGUCGUCAGUGACAAGAAUAAUUUGCACUAUGGUGCCAUCACUUGUGCCUUGGGGGCCCGCUACAAAUCCUAUUGCUCGAACAUAGUCCGCACAUUGCUGGUAAAUCCUAACCAAGAGCAGCAGGACCUCUACGAAUUCUUAUUGAAGCUUGAGGAAGAAGUGCUUCUUGAGAAACUUCGAGAUGGAGUCAAGCUGUGCGAUGUGUUUGCAGCUGUAAUGGCCCGUGUGAACAAAGACCACAAAGAACUUGCUGACAAGAUGACCAAGAAUGUUGGGUUUGCAACUGGAAUAGAAUUUCGUGAGAGCUCUUUGGUGAUUCAGCCGAAGACCACAGCUGUUGCUCGAAAAGGUAUGGUCUUCAACAUCAACAUAGGCUUUUCUGGCCUUCCAUUGAAAGGAAGUGGUGAUGAAGGUAUCAAGACAUAUGCCCUUUUUAUCGGCGACACAGUAUUGGUGAAUGAAGGUCAUCCAGCAACGAUAUUGACACACAGCAAGAAAAGGCUGAAGAACGUUGCCAUUUUCAUCAAGGAUGAUGACGAUGAAGAGGAGGAGGAGGAGGAAAAGGAGGGCAAGAAACAACAAGAGGAGCCAAUCUUGGGGCGUGGAGGUCGGAGAACAGCAAUCUUGGACUCUAAGCUCAGGACAGAACAGUCGGCAGAAGAGAAACGUCAGCAGAACCAAAAGUUGCUUGCAGAACGUUUGAAUCAAGCAGCCAAAGACAGGCUGGCAUCACAGCGAGGUGUGCAAAAGGACGAAAAAGUGCGGAAGUCAAAUGUUUCAUACAAGUCUGUGAAUCAGAUGCCAAAGGAACCAGAAGUCAAAGAACUAAAAAUAUUUGUUGACAAGAAGUAUGAGACUGUGAUUUUGCCCAUAUUUGGCAUUCCAGUUCCUUACCACAUUUCUACAAUCAAAAACAUAUCACAAUCUGUUGAAGGGGACUACACCUACCUGCGGAUAAACUUCUUUCACCCUGGUUCAGCUUUGGGGCGAAAUGAAGGCAACGUCUUUCCUAAUCCAGAAGCGACAUUUUUAAAGGAAAUAACAUACCGAAGCACCAAUGUGAAGGAGCCUGGGGAACUUUCAGCACCCUCAUCUAACCUGAACACAGCUUUCAGACUGAUCAAAGAAGUUCAGAAGAAAUUCAAGACGAGGGAAGCUGAGGAAAGAGAAAAGGAGGGCAUAGUAAAGCAGGACACACUUGUGCUGAGCUCAAACAAAGGAAAUCCAAAGCUCAAAGAUUUGUACAUUCGGCCAAACAUCUAUUCCAAGCGCAUUUCAGGCAUCUUGGAAGCACACUCCAAUGGUUUCCGUUUCACUUCAGUACGAGGUGACAAAGUUGACAUCUUGUACAACAACACCAAGCAUGCCUUUUUCCAGCCUUGUGAUGGGGAGAUGAUAAUCCUUCUCCAUUUUACACUCAGGAAUGCCGUCAUGUUUGGCAAGAAGAAGCACAAUGACGUGCAGUUCUACACUGAAGUUGGAGAAAUCACUACGGAUUUGGGGAAACAUCAGCACAUGCAUGAUAGAGACGACCUUGCCGCAGAGCAGGCUGAGCGGGAACUGCGCCAGAAGCUGAAGACUGCCUUCAAAACAUUCUGUGAGAAAGUGGAGGCAGUUACCAAAGGAGAAAUUGAGUUUGAUACACCCUUUAGAGACUUGGGCUUCCCUGGUGUACCCUAUCGCAGCACUGUACUCCUGCAGCCAACCUCCGGUUGCUUGGUCAACUUGACAGACUGGCCACCAUUCAUCGUCACUCUGGAUGAAGUGGAACUGGUUCAUUUUGAACGAGUGCAGUUUCAUCUCAAGAAUUUCGACAUGGUGUUUGUGUUCAAGGACUACCACAGAAAGUGUGCCAUGGUCAAUGCUGUACCUAUGAACAUGCUCGACCACGUCAAGGAGUGGCUCAAUUCGUGCGACAUUCGUUACACUGAAGGCAUUCAAAGUUUGAAUUGGACCAAGAUUAUGAAGACCAUCACUGAUGACCCAGAGGGCUUCUUUGAGUCUGGUGGUUGGUCCUUCUUGGACCCGGAGUCUGAUGGUGAAGAAGGUGCUGGGGAUGACGAUUCUGAGGAAGAUGACCAGUAUAACCCUAGCGAAGAAGAUAACUCUGGUGAAGACGAAUCUGACUCUGAUGAUGACGACUCCGAGGACUACUCGGCCUCAGAAGUCAGUGAAGAUGAAGACUCUGGGGCUGGUGCCAUGGGAAGCAGUGAGGAGAGUGGGAAAGACUGGUCUGAGCUUGAAGAAGAAGCUAGAGAAGCUGACCGAAACCGCAAUGAGUUUGAGGACGAAUACACCAAGCGCAAGGGUGGAAAAGCACUGGACCGCAAACGUCCUGCUCAAGAUUCCAGAGGUCCAUCCAAGAAGGGCAUGGCAAGCCCUCAGAAGAAUGGUGGCAGUGCUAAACGGCGGCGUGACUCUGAUCACAAAGGCUCUGAUCAGCCUAAGAAACACAAGAAGUGAGACUAGGAAAAAUGUUGAGCUGGAAAAAGCGAAGGGUGGAGCCCUGUUCGUGUGUCAAGAGAUCAUCAGCCAACCUCCAAGCAGUGGUCAUGAACAGAAUAAGAACUAGUUUUUUCAGAGUAUAUGCGUGUUAUUCAUUUUAAGCUUUCUUUUGAAUGCUGUGAUUAAACUACAGUGCUGACUAUGGUGAACACAUUUGUUCUAUAUAUUCUACCAAUGUAGAACAAACGUGUUCAUGCUGUGACUUGCUGGGCUGCACUUUCUUCUGGCCUGUAAAAUAGCUCUUGCACGUGUCACUGUGUGAGGAGUGAAGUUUUGUCUGCUAUUUCUGUUGGCCAUUGUGCAGCACAUCAAAUGUGUAGCAUUAAAUUAAACUGCCCAAUAUCACUGUACAUACAUUUGGACAAAUAUUGCUCAUUCUGUCCCUUUUAUUCUCUUGUGAAUACACCACAAAAUAAUGACUCAUCUUUAGAGGUCGAUUCAUUAACAUUACAAAGUUUUGUGCCUCUUUUUACGCUUCAUUCGCUCUUUGUAUGUGCACACUUGUCAUGACUUUAGUUCGAUGUUGUGGUUUUACUUCAAGUUGAAAUAAAUGUUUUUGUAUUGCA
Messenger RNA from Rhipicephalus microplus (southern cattle tick), 3916 nucleotides. It is a transcript of the gene dre4, whose product is annotated as SPT16 homolog, facilitates chromatin remodeling subunit dre4. Gene Ontology annotation, biological process: transcription elongation by RNA polymerase II. The record is from RefSeq and is a predicted model, not a curated record. Gene Ontology annotation, cellular component: FACT complex. Gene Ontology annotation, molecular function: nucleosome binding. Lineage: Eukaryota; Metazoa; Arthropoda; Arachnida; Ixodida; Ixodidae.